Messenger RNA from Sander lucioperca (pikeperch), 4078 nucleotides. RefSeq names its product homeodomain interacting protein kinase 1a (gene hipk1a). Gene Ontology annotation, cellular component: PML body; nucleus; cytoplasm. NCBI's taxonomy places the organism in Eukaryota, Metazoa, Chordata, Actinopteri, Perciformes, Percidae. The record is from RefSeq and is a predicted model, not a curated record. Bases 303 to 3677 code for a protein of 1124 amino acids. Gene Ontology annotation, molecular function: protein tyrosine kinase activity; protein serine/threonine kinase activity; ATP binding. The transcript has 16 exons. Gene Ontology annotation, biological process: smoothened signaling pathway; peptidyl-serine phosphorylation; peptidyl-threonine phosphorylation.
CGUCGUCUCGGUAGAAACUACGGCAGGCGCGCAGCUGACAGUGAUGAUGGAGCUCUGUCUAGUCGACGGUGCUUAUUCUGCUGCUAUCUGAAAUUUCCACUGACAUUAUGCACAUUUCGCUCGUUUGACACGCGACGUGACUGCGGAUUCGAGUCAAGUAACGUUAUGACUCGACUGCUCGCGUGCCCUCGUCCUUCCCGCUACAGUCCGCGAGCUCCAGCAGCAGACGGCUAGCAGCUCCAGCCGGUCCGCUGCAGCAGCACACACAGCCCGGCGAGGAGAUGAUGAGGAGGAGGCCUUAAAUGUCGGUUCGGCGUCUGGCUGUUCACUCAUCAAAUACAGAUUUAAUCUCGUCAGCGGACAUGGCGUCGCAGCUCCAGGUGUUCUCCUCUCCCUCCGUGUCCUCCAGCGCCUACUCUCGCUCAAAGAGGCUCAAAGUUGAGAACCCUGCCUGGGAUGUGUCCAACCAGCUGGGAGAUAAUGGUUACUACCAGCAGAGCCCCGCCCAGGGAGCUGCACCCUCCACAUCUGGCUCCAACUUCAACCCCGUGUACCCCUCCAACCAGGUGCACCCGCCCGCAGCCGGCUCCCGGGAGCAGACGGUGGUGCGCGGGGCAGACAGCACAGGGAGCGUUCGCGGACCUCCCUCCUCGUCUUCCUCCUCCUCGUCCUCCAGCCGCCGUGUCAAGGGUGCGGGGUCCUCCUCGCAGCCAUGUGACGUCUACCACAAGCAGUACAGCUUGAAGCGGAAGAGCGAGGAGGUGGACAGCAGCGACAGCGUCCAGAUACUGGAGGAGCUCUCAGCCCCCGUGGUCUCAAACCGCACCGCUGGUGGUGGGGGUGGGGGUGGGGGGGGGACCACCACCGCUCAGUCCAUAGCACAUUCCACUUCUACCACCAAGAGCAGCAACUCCCACAGCGAGGGCGACUACCAGCUGGUCCAGCACGAGAUUCUGUGCUCAAUGUCCAACAGCUACGAGGUGCUGGAGUUCCUGGGACGGGGCACCUUCGGCCAGGUGGCAAAGUGCUGGAAGCGGGGCACAAACGAGAUAGUGGCGAUUAAGAUCUUGAAGAACCAUCCCUCUUAUGCGCGGCAAGGGCAAAUUGAAGUGAGCAUCCUCAGCAGGCUGAGCACAGAGAAUGCUGAUGAGUUCAACUUUGUGCGCUCAUACGAGUGUUUCCAGCACAAGAACCACACGUGCCUUGUGUUCGAGAUGCUGGAGCAGAACCUGUACGACUUCCUAAAGCACAGCAAGUUCAGCCCUCUGCUGCUCAAGUGUAUCCGGCCGAUUCUGCAGCAGGUCGCCACGGCACUGAUGAAGCUGAAGAGCCUGGGGCUGAUCCACGCCGACCUGAAGCCUGAAAACAUUAUGUUAGUAGACCCUCUGAGGCAGCCGUACAGAGUGAAAGUCAUUGAUUUUGGCUCGGCUAGCCACGUGUCCAAAGCGGUUUGUUCCACCUACCUGCAGUCACGGUACUACAGAGCUCCGGAGAUCAUUCUGGGCCUUCCUUUCUGUGAAGCCAUCGACAUGUGGUCAUUGGGGUGUGUCAUUGCUGAGCUGUUCUUGGGAUGGCCCCUUUAUCCCGGCGCCUCAGAGUAUGAUCAGAUUCGUUACAUUUCCCAGACCCAGGGCCUUCCCGCAGAAUACCUGCUAAGUGCAGGAACCAAGACCAGCCGCUUUUUUAACAGAGGCCCCGACUCCAGCUACCCCCUCUGGAGACUCAAAACCCCUGCAGAGCACGAGGCGGAGAUGGGCAUCAAGUCAAAGGAGGCGAGGAAAUACAUCUUCAACUGUCUGGAUGAUAUGAUGCAGGUGAACAUGACCAACCUGGAGGGGACGGACAUCUUGGCAGAGAAGGCCGACAGGCGCGAGUUCAUAGACCUGCUGAAGAAGAUGCUGACACUAGACGCAGACAAACGGAUCACGCCCAUGAAGACGCUGAACCACCCCUUUGUUACCAUGACACACCUGCUGCACUUCCCUCACAGCUCUCAUGUGAAGUCCUGCUUCCAAAAUAUGGACAUAUGCAAACGCAGAUGCAGCGCCUUUGAGAAUGGCAAAAAUCUGUUUGCCAGCAACAAUACCCCGAGUGCAGCCACCAACCUCACUGUCACCUUCAGUAGCCAACUCAACCAGCACAAUCAGGCGUUGAAUACAGGCGGCCAGUCCCUGUCUCUCAGCAGUAACGUCCCGUUGCUCAACUACCAGCCUGGCCUCUACCAGCAGGCCACCAUAAACAUCCCGGGCCUGACCCAGCAGGGCGUGCCCCUGCAGACCAGACCCACCCAGCUCUGCGCCCAGAGUGAGCCCUUCCAGCAAACACUCAUAGUUUGCCCCCCCACCAUCCAGGGUCUUCAAACCUCCAAUAAGCCCUCUGGUUAUCCAGUGAGGAUGGACAACUCCGUACCCUUAGUCCCUCAGAACCAGUCGUCCCAGUCUCUUCACAUCCAACCCGGCGUGCUGGCACAGCAGGGCUGGCCGGCAGGCACACAGCAGAUCCUCAUCCCUUCCACAUGGCAACAGAUGCCAGGCAUGGCCAUCCACAACCCUGGGCAGGCUGUGGUGCCCGACUCACCCAUGGGAGCCCCGGUCUCUGACAGUCAACAAGCUUCUGGCUGGAGGGGUCGUCAUGGAAGCCAAUACGAUGGCGUCAGCCAGCAGGACUCGGGUGCUGGCCGUCACGCUGCCUCCCAAAGCCACAACUCAGGGGCAAGAUCCCAACAGGGCAAGAGGUCCAAAGCUCGACAUGCAGAGAGCAGAGCCAGGCCUGUGUCGUCGGCCACCACUGUGCUCCACAACGCUUCUGCUUUGGCUGGCGACCAGUCUCAGCCCAUCGUCAUCUCAGACACACCCAGUCCAGCUGUCAGCAUCAUCACCAUCCACAGCGACUCCGACGACGAGGAUGACAGGAAGUUCCCCCUUUCCUUCUCUGGAACAAGUCAGAGGACCAAUGUGAUCAGCUGUGUGACUGUGCACGACUCCCAUGACUCUGACUCGUCCACCAGCAGCCCCCUGAGCACCAAGACCACCUCACAGCCCGCCAAGUCUUUGGCCGUCAUCACGCCCUCUGUGAAGAGCCAGCCGGGGGACAGCACAACCCACAAAGCUCCCGCAGCUCCAGAUCCAGCUACAAGUGGCUCCGGAAAAUCCAAGAAAGGGUCGACUCAGCAGUCCAGUCGGCCAGGAGAUUCCAACACAGACCGGCAUCAACGGGCUGCAUCCAGCAGAUCUCAGCCUCUCAACCUGAGUCAGGUACAGCAGUCUGUGAUGUCAUCAUCCAACGACCAAACGGGAAGCAGUGGCUCCCUGAGGCGGCAGCUCACGUACCCCCCUCCCGCCUCGUCCCAUUCAUCCUACCUUCACGAGAACGCCCUGUUCAGCUCGACCCCGAGCUUGUACGCGUACCCGGCGUCCGCCGCCCUGGCCUCCGUGUCCCAAGCUGUGGACCAGAUGCAAGGGGGCUCAUCCCGCCACGGCAGGGCCAGCGGAGCGUACCCUUCACUGGCACUGCUCCAGAAGAACUGCACCCUGGCUCUUGGAGGCUCCGCUCCGGGACAGUACAGCAACUCCCACCCCCAACAACAGCAGCAGCAGCAGCAGCAGCUGGGGGGGCAGCCGUUCCACCACACCAACGCUACUUACCAGCGAAAAGUCAACCAGUUCCCCUACCUGUGAAGACGCCAACGUUUUGAACAAAUUACGGCAAAAGUAUUUUUUUGCGGGGGGGCUGCAAAAGAAAACUUUUGAAACCGGGUUCCAGAGUGAAAUCUAAUAGGGCUGCUCAAUUAUCGGAGAAAUCAUAAUCACGAUUAAUUUGGUCAAUAUUGAAAUCACGAUUUAUUUAACACGAUUACUCAUUGUCUUUUAGAAAGAUGUUGCAAUUAUUAAAUUUAAAAAAAACAGUGAAACAGUUAAACAAAUCAAACAGUGUAAACACCUAGAACUGUUACAUUUACCCUAAUACUUUCAGAACACAAGACAAAAUAAGAGUUUACCUGCAAAACGUAACGUGCAAAAUAAUAAUUUUUCUCGCUUCUGUUUUUGUGAUCAUUAGGAGCUGAAAUCGUAAUCGCGAU